Molecule: messenger RNA, 1397 nt
Organism: Drosophila sulfurigaster albostrigata
Lineage: Eukaryota; Metazoa; Arthropoda; Insecta; Diptera; Drosophilidae
Product: transcription factor Ouib
Exons: 5
Coding region: 117-1295 (392 amino acids)
Biological process (GO): regulation of transcription by RNA polymerase II
Cellular component (GO): nucleus
Molecular function (GO): zinc ion binding; RNA polymerase II cis-regulatory region sequence-specific DNA binding; DNA-binding transcription factor activity
Source: RefSeq, a predicted model, not a curated record
UCACCUGUGCUCUGCUGUGAUCAGCUGUUUAUAUCUCCAAUUAGAAAAUUUUGUUUGUUUGCUUUAAUAACAAAUAAUAAUAUAAAUAUACCUCUUCUUUAUUAAACAACAACAAAAUGGUACUACAAUGUAGGACAUGUGCUAAAGUUAUUUAUAAUAACAAUCCAACAAAUAUCUUCGCAAGUGAAAACUUUCAAGUGCUGUCCAACAUUCAAAUGAUAGCAGGAACUGCGGCAAAAGAAAUUCCUGGUCUACCAAUGCACAUAUGCGCUUGUUGUCUCGUUGACGUGAAGCGUGCAAUUUUCCAUACAAAAACAUUUCGAGAACGUUGCAACAGGACACAAGAACAACUCCAGAGCUUGUUGAGCGAACAUCAAUCAGAUGAUGAUGAUGAUGGUCAAGAACACAUGAAGGAAGAAAUAAACAGUGUUUUCGAGAAAAUCUUUCCCAAACCUAACGAGUACAUUGCAGAGAAUUUGGUGGAAUUGGAAAUAGCUAGUACAAAUGAUGAUGGUGAGGAUGAUAGCGACAUGGAUCCAGACUUCUUGACUGCCAUCGUAAAGAACGAAGUAAAAAGCAGAGAUACGUAUAGUAGUGAAUGUCAAGAUUCAGAGGAAGAAAUCAUUUCAGAUCUAGACAAUGAUUUCAGCCCCAAUGCUAUAGAAAUUGAUGAACAGACGAUAACAGAGAACUCGCAGAUAUCUUCAAGCAAUCAAGAAAACAAGAAUCACAGAGAAGAUUGCAUAAAGAAUACACCCAAAGUCAAGCGCUAUAGAAGCUGGAAAAAUCUGACAGAGGAGCAAAUCGUUGAACGCAAGCGACAACAACGACGUCGCGAUUGCAUUUGUGAUCAAUGCGGCAAACAUUUCACAGAUCAGAGCAAUUUUAAGCUGCACAUGAUCCGGCACUCGGGCAUCAAGAACUUUGAGUGCCAACGAUGCUCAAAACGUUUCUACACAGAUCAUUUGCUGCAGCUCCACGAACGAAUCGUGCAUCAGGGCGAACGACCUUAUGGCUGUAAAUACUGCAAUAAAACGUUUCACAACAGCACCUCGCGUGCCGUUCACGAACGCCAUCACACCAAUUUGCGUCCUUUUUCCUGCGACUAUUGUGAGAAAGAGUUCAUCUCUGCAUCGGAUCUUAAACGUCAUAUUUUAAUACAUAACGGAAUCCGAGCAUUUUUCUGCGAGAUAUGUAACAAGAACUUUCAACGAAGUACACAUUUGAAGGCUCACUUAAAAUCAAAACUACACGCUUUGAAAGCCAACGGAGAUACAUUAAAGGAAUCUAAUUAAUCUGUCGAAUCGAGUCCAAUUAACAACCAUUUUAAGAAACUUAGCUCUAUUAUAAGUAGUCUAAUCAUAAUUAAAUAUUGAACUAUUUUGUGUUAGACUAUU